AUGAUAUCCCCUGCACCGACUUAUGCUAGAGUAGCAUCUCUUUCUCAAUGGUCUUCCCUGUUCUCACCUCAAGGAGCCUUCCGCGCUCCGUCAGACCAAGGAAACACCAUCGAACAUCUCGACCUUGAUAUUCGUUUCGUCCCUUCUUCUUACGAAGAUAUCAAACAAGGCGAAGGAAUAGGACCUUUGGUUCUUCCCAACGUAUGUAUUUUGACACUUCGAGGUGGAGAAUAUUGUCAAGAUUCGGAUGAGAGAAUGGAGUUGUUAUUGGAGGUUUUAGAGAAUGUAAGGCCUGUGGAAGUUAGAUGGCUCAACGCGGCACAGGAGGCAAACGAACAAAGGACAUACUCCACCGUCUGCGUACAUCCCGUCAUCAUCGCUGCCGGUCAACGUUGGGCGGCGGAGGGUGUUUUGAGGAAGUUGAUGGUGCAGGGAGGAUUUCCAUGCCCGAACCUCUCGGCCCCAACACCAUUCUCCCUCACACCAGCUACAACUCCCUGUCCUUCUCCUGGUCCCACUCGAGCGACCUUUGGAAGUUUUACAGGUCUUUCAGGUUUAUCUUCCCUCCCUGCGCUAAGCACCACAAAGCCAAAAGUCAUUGAUGAGGCCAAAGCGCACGAAAGGGCUGAGAGGAAAAGAUUGGCGGAGUAUAGUUUGAAACCGAGAUUCGACUUUGCUUUCGCUUCGUGGGGCGUUGAGAUACUCGAAUGGAGCUUUGAGGGGCGUUUCACCCCUACUGGGAUCCAUACUAUCCUCUCUUAUCUCUUCAAAUCUCUCAACAAAUUCCUCAACGACUACCCACUUCCUUCACUCGCCAUUAUCUCGCCUAUCCCCGAUGGCAUCAUUCAAGACCUCGUUCACCUACCGGAAAUCCUUGAUAUGUCUCCCGAAGCACAGGAUUGGCUCCAUGAC
Molecule: messenger RNA, 912 nt
Organism: Tremella mesenterica DSM 1558
Lineage: Eukaryota; Fungi; Basidiomycota; Tremellomycetes; Tremellales; Tremellaceae
Exons: 4
Source: RefSeq, a predicted model, not a curated record